GCAACAUGGCGGGGCGCGUGUUUGGUGGGAGACGCUGAGAAGGAGCACGAACCCCGAGAUCCUCCCCCCGCCACAGGGGACCGGGGACCUCGACUAGACGGGGGAUACGGGGAGACUACACAGGGGACACGGCGAGACUACACAGGGGACACGGGGGGACUAGACAGGGGACACGGGGAGACUAGACAGGGUACACGGGGAGACUAGACGGUGGACACGGGGACCUCGACUACACAGGAGACACGGGGGCCACAGGGGACGCGGGGGUACCUCGACUCCACACUCGACCGCCCCGACCAUGAACGCCGUGGCCACGUGAAACCCGCGGCCCCCCACCCCACCCCAGCCCAAUAAGCCGUGACGGUCGAGGCCGGAGCUCCGCGGGACAGCAGGCGCCAUGGCCUCGCAGCCUCCGCCGAAACCUUGGGAGAGGAGAGCGGUCCCGAACAGCGGCGUCAACCCCGCGUUCCGAGCCCCAGAGGCCCCGGGCGGAGAGGCGUGGGCUGGACAGGGUGGCCCGGGCAGGGCGGCUCCACCACCCCUGCCACCUCGCCCCACCCAGAGCUCGUCAGCUUUCACUUCCAUGGGGUCUGCCUACCGUCCGGGAUUUUCCUCGUACACCUCCCCGCACGCCGGCAGCCUCUACGGGGUCUCCAGUCCCUACUACAACAACGGCAUGGGGUACGGCCUUGGCUUUGGUGGCAGCCAGUAUGGCGGUUACGGCUACAGCCGAUUCCGCGAGCAGAAUACGAGCGGGCCGAGCCGCUUUGUGCGCACGGCGGAGGAGAGCAGCCGCACGGCGUUCCAGUCGGUGGAGAGCAUCGUGCACGCGUUCAGCUCCGUCUCCAUGAUGCUCGACGCCACCUUCUCGGCCGUGUACAACAGCUUCCGCGCCGUGCUCGACGUCGCAGACCACUUCAGCCGCCUGCGGAUGCAGUUCACAAACGCCCUGUCGGCCUUUGCCCUCGUGCGCACUAUCCGGUUUCUUUACGGGCGUCUCCUGGCGCUAUUGGGGCUUAGGAGCAAGAGUGAAGUUGACGCUGCUUGGGUGGAGAGCUGUGCUGCUGGAGCCUCGAUAGAGGGUGCAAGUGUCUCCGGAGCUGGCCGAGCUGGCCCCAAGUCCUGGCCCAUCCUUCUGUUUUUUGCUGUGGUACUCGGCGGGCCCUACCUCAUCUGGAAGCUUCUUAGUGCUGCUGCACAAGAACCUGAAACUGGGUGUGAGUGGGCAAGUGGUGAAGAUGACCACAUUGUGGCCCGGGCGGGGUACGACUUCACCGCAACGUCCGAUGAAGAGAUCUCCUUCCGUGCAGGAGAUGUACUCAUCCUGGCACCCAAGGAGCAGCAGCCGAGGGUGCGGGGCUGGCUGUUGGCGAGCCGCGAUGGGGUGGCCACCGGCCUGGCGCCUGCCAACUACGUGCAGGUGCUGGGCAAGAGGCGCGGGCGGCGGACAGCGGCGGGAAGCCCUCCCGUGGGUGCAGCAGCCGUGGGCCCCCCUACUCUGGGAGUGCCGCAAGCAGGACCGAGCACUCCAGCCGACACGCAGCAAGCCACCGGCUCCAGUGCCACCACGCCCCAGCAACAACAGCACAUGCUGGGGGACAUGGAAGAGCUGUUCAGUGCCGUCCAGGCAGACGUCGGCGCAACAGCACUUGACAAUCAAACGCAGGCAACAAUUGUUGCUGUUCCAGAUGUCGAGCCCGAGUGCCAAGAUGCGUGAGCUCCUGGUCGUCGUGCACGGGUGACGAGGAGCUGCUGCCAUGAGAUUCGAUUGAGGCAGGAGGCUGCGGCUGUGUUGCUGACUCGGGUUAUCUUGCGGUGCCUCUCGCGUGUGCUGCCUUAGCCUCGUGUGUAAUUCUUCCAAUCUCACCUCGGAGAUUGACGUAAUACAUUUUUUGGGAAAUUUACAUAUUUCAUCGGUGAGAUGAGCAACUUGAUUUAGUGAGCUUGAUUGUUUUGGAAAUGCACUUUAAAGUGCUUACGAAAUGUAGUGAUAUAAUACACUGUAAAUAAUAAACACAUACGAAUCUGUAAAGUUGAAAUAAAAGAUGGUGAAAGUAA
This is a messenger RNA of Lethenteron reissneri (Far Eastern brook lamprey), 2058 nucleotides long. RefSeq names its product peroxisomal biogenesis factor 13 (gene PEX13). The record is from RefSeq and is a predicted model, not a curated record. Gene Ontology annotation, molecular function: protein binding. Lineage: Eukaryota; Metazoa; Chordata; Hyperoartia; Petromyzontiformes; Petromyzontidae. Gene Ontology annotation, biological process: protein import into peroxisome matrix, docking. Gene Ontology annotation, cellular component: peroxisomal membrane; peroxisome; peroxisomal importomer complex.